AUGGCUUCCAAAGGCAUCGCUCUCAUUCUCGGCGCCGGCUCCAACGUCGGUCAGGCCCUCUCAUCAACUUUUUCCCAGGCCGGCUACAAAGUCGCCCUCGUCUCCCGCUCAACCAAGCAAACCUCCUCCGCCAACCAAGUCUCCAUCGCCGCCGACCUCACAAAUCCAGAUUCCAUCCCUCCCAUCUUUGAUUCAGUCCGCAAAUCUCUCGGCGCAGACCCAAAUGUCGUCAUCUACAACGCCGCGGCUCUCACUCCUCCCAGCGACCAGACGAAUCCUUUCACUAUUGACAUUGAGAAGUUUGAGAGCGAUAUUAGGCUCAUGAACACUUCGGCCUAUGUCGCUGCCAGAGAGGCCGUUGCUGGCUUUGAGAGGCUCGAUAAAUCGUUGUCAAAGUUGUUUAUUUACACCGGUAACUGGUUGAAUGCCGUUACCAUGCCGAGCCCGAUCUUCGUGACACUGGGUAUUGGCAAGAGUGCGGCGGCUUCGUGGAUUGGUACAGCGAGUGUUCAUUACAAGGAGAAGGGAUACGGCUUCUACUUCGCUGAUGAGCGUACCCCUGAAGGAAAGGCUGUUGGCAAUGCCAUUUCUGGUCCUGCACACGCAGAGGUCUACCUACAACUGGCAGAGGGCAAGGUUGAGGCCCCUUGGCACACAACUUUUGUUGCCGGCAAGGGCAUUGUCGACUUUCCCGAGACCCGCAAGGCUUACAUUGACGCUUAA
This is a messenger RNA of Trichoderma virens Gv29-8, 723 nucleotides long. RefSeq lists its product as uncharacterized. The record is from RefSeq and is a predicted model, not a curated record. Bases 1 to 723 code for a protein of 240 amino acids. NCBI's taxonomy places the organism in Eukaryota, Fungi, Ascomycota, Sordariomycetes, Hypocreales, Hypocreaceae. The transcript is spliced from 2 exons.